This is a messenger RNA of Fusarium coffeatum, 3030 nucleotides long. RefSeq lists its product as uncharacterized. Gene Ontology annotation, cellular component: membrane. The transcript has 2 exons. Gene Ontology annotation, molecular function: ABC-type transporter activity; ATP binding; ATP hydrolysis activity. Lineage: Eukaryota; Fungi; Ascomycota; Sordariomycetes; Hypocreales; Nectriaceae. The record is from RefSeq and is a predicted model, not a curated record. Bases 1 to 3030 code for a protein of 1009 amino acids.
AUGUCUCUUUCACAAUAUGGCGUCGACGACGCAAAGGUACCGCAGCAACCUUUCCUUGCCGGCGAACGCCCUAGAGGACCGACCUUUCUCGAUACAACCGCAUGCCUUUGCAGUCUCCGUGCGCUGCCGGGACUGGAUAAGAUCGCUGAAGCCAACACGAACUUCAACAAUGGCCAAGCAGCAUGGCAAUGUAUCGGAAACCAAACCCAAGGUGUCUAUAACAUAACAACCGGGAAAUGGUAUGAAGCAAAGAACGGCAAAGGAUCACUGAAUCUGCCUAUGGAAGAUGCUUCGAACCCACCUGUUGGUGAAGAUCUUGUCUGGAACUCCAAGAGCCGAACUCUCGAGCCAUUGAAGGACAAGAACACUCUUACAGUCUACGAUCGUGACUGUACCGGAACCAACAGAUCAAGUUUCUCCACAAGCUUCUACAGAGCCACCAACCAGCUCUUGAACGAUCAGCUUCCCAUUGACGCGGCACCGUGCUGGAGACCUGGUGCUCUUCCCCUUCAAUUACAGAAUGUAUCUUCGUGGCAGAGCGAAGGGUGCAAAGAAGGAUUCCUUUGCCAAAACAACACCAUCAACUCGUUGCCCCAAUCCUGUCCUCCUUAUCGAGAAUGCACCGUUGCACGUCUUUCGGGUAUGACUUGUUCGUUCAACGGCUCGAAUUGGGGCAUGGGAGUCUUCGAGCCAGUCGUUUGCCAGCAGGGCUACUAUUGUCCUGUCGAAGACAAAGGUCUAAAGAAAAUCCGUUGCCCCGCAGGUUCAUAUUGCCAGCCUGGUUCUUCUAAGCCAACGCCCUGCAAUGUUGGCAGUAGUUGCCCAGAGGGUGCCACCUUCCAGCGCUAUUUCAUCCCGGUGAUAAUCAUGGUUAUCGUCGAUGUCCUUCUCCUUGUAGGCAUGUUCACCUUGAUGUUCCGCUCACGAUGGCAGAAAACAUCAAAGGCGCAUGCCGGUAUGUUGAAGAGACAUAAUACCAUGAGAGCUGUCAAGGCUACAAUCACUGGAGGUGGGUACAAGGAGCUGUCGAACGAUGUCGAUAAUGAGACGGCUCCAAUGCAACCUAGCUAUAGUCCUCAGUCGCCCUACGGACACAACUUCCGUGAGGGUCGCGCCCGAACUGGGUUCGAAGCUUCCCUCAACCGAAACAGCGUUUACAGCUCAGAAGCGGAGAAGAGAGAACUAGAAGCCAACCCCCAACUCAGAGCUUUUGUCGAGUCUAUGCGAAGAGCAACUGAAGCCACCAACUUUGGUCUUUCCUUCAGGUACUCCGAUCUUGUCUUCCAUCCCAAGAAGAGCCCCAAGCCUAUCCUCCAGAACGUGACUGGUUCCAUCGAGCAAGGUCAACUUGUGGCUGUCAUGGGCGGAUCAGGAGCCGGUAAAUCUACUUUCGUUAAUGUCUUGAUGGGUAAAACGAGCAACACAGGCGGCAUCGUUGCUGUCAACAAUACUCCAGGCAAGAUGAAGCAGUACAAGAAGCUCACGGGCUACGUGCCUCAAGACGAUAUCGUGUUACCUGAGUUGACUGUGUAUGAGAAUAUUAUUCACUCGGCCCGGAUUCGACUUCCUCAUAACUGGACAUCGAAGGAAAUCGAAGAUCAUGUUGAGGCUGUCAUCGAUUGUCUAGAGCUGUCACACGUCCGCGAUUCCCAGGUUGGUAGUGUCGGUAAGCCAGUCAUCAGUGGUGGUCAGCGGAAGCGUGUAAGUAUCGGCAUGGAACUGGCAGCAGCGCCUAUGGCUAUCUUCCUUGAUGAACCUACCAGUGGUUUGGAUGCAACUGCAGCUUCGUCCAUCAUGCGUACACUCAAAGCUAUCGCAAGACUCGGUAUUUCCAUCAUUGUCAUCAUUCACCAGCCCCGAACCGAAAUUUUCGAUCUAUUUGAUAACCUUAUCCUCCUUGGCAACGGACAGACCAUCUAUGAAGGUCCCCAGAGCGAGUCGCAGACUUAUUUCGAGAGCAUGGGAUUCCAAUUCCCCGAGCACAGCAACCAUGGUGACGUGAUCACGGAUAUCGUUACUGGUAACGGUCGAGAGUACAACAGCAUGGGCGAUGUGUCCAAGGAAGCCCUCAUUUCUCACUGGGCAAAGAUGCGCCAAAACAAGCAAGAAGAGGCUUAUGAACGCAGAAGCAUCCGAUCCACGAUGCUGGGUGAUACAGGCAUGCGUCAAGCCCUCAAAAAGCGUGGUGCACCUUACUAUAAGCAAGCUUGGCUUUGUCUGUGUCGUGCUAUGCUUCAGCAAUACCGGGCGAGAGCUGCUUUCUUUGCCGAGAUGGGUCUUGCUGUGCUAGCAGGCGCCCUGCUCGGUCUCGCCAACAAUCCCAAAAAUGGAAUCAUGUUUACUGGUCUGUUCCACGAGCCUUACGAUGUCCUUUCAACCUCGAUCGACUUCAUUUCUGCGCCAAACUUCGCUCUCCUGAUCGCCAUUGCCAUCGGCCUUGUUGCAGGUGCUCCUGGUGUCAAGCUCUUCUCUGAAGAGACUCUGCUAUACAGGAGAGAGGCCGAAGCAGGCCACUCGCGACUGGCCUACUUCCUUGCCAAGGUUAUCUCAGUCUUUCCUCGUAUGGCUCUUGGAUGUUUGCACUUCACCGUGCCGCUGUUCCUGCUGUCGGUACCUAUCGUGGACUGGGGCCUGGCAUUCCUCACAAAUGUGCUGUACUUCUACUGCAUUUAUGGUCUGGCAAGCAUCAUAAGCAUGGUUGUCCGCCGAGAAGAUGCACCAUUGUUUGCGACCAUGAUUGCCCUCAUCACUGGUAUUCUCUCCGGUGCCGCGCCUCCGUUAGCAUCCGUUCGAGGUUGGCAUAUGGAGUGGUUGUGGCGAGCGUCUCCUGCGACAUGGUUGGCGGAAUUGUAUUUUGGACAACUCGUGGCACCUUUCUCGUAUCUCUACUCCGUUGACAUCGCAGCCGAGGUCACUGGAUAUCAUCUCGACCGCAAGUGGCUCAACAUUGGUGUUUUGGUAGCAAUUGGAACGGCUUAUCGAGUGCUUGCCUUUGCCGGUAUGGUUCUUGGACAUCGGCUAAGGAGAUAG